CCAAAGUGUGGGGCUCAGGCUAUGACACACCUUUUUCUGCCACCUGCGAUCUCGGGAAACACAUCAUGUGACCCCUCCAGGUCAGAAGCUGUGUCCUGACUAGCUACAGAAUGUUCCAGAAGGGAGGCCUGUUCCCACAGUGACUGAGCCUCUCACUGCUGCUGGCCCUGGACUGAUUCCUUGUGCUGCCCUUUCAGCAGGGCUGCAGGACUGUGCGUCCUCACAUAGUGACCCACCGAGGACAGACUCCCCACACCGGCAUGCUGUGGGGAAGGACAUGCACAUUUCAAGUUAGGAUCCCUAGAGCCAGACUCCUUCCCAAAACAGCUGUCGCAGUCCCAUGGCCCAGCAGUCUGUGGCGAUGGCUGUGUUCCUGCAUCGAGCCAGUUCUGGGCGUUAGGGUUCUUUUCCAUUUUGCCAAUCUGCUCUCAGGGUGGCCAAUGGAACUGCAGGGAGGCUCUGAGGUACUUGUUGGCCCUGAGAAGCUGAGCCCCCUCUCAGUUCUUUACUGGCCAUUCAGAUUCACUAUUCCUGAGCCAUCUGGUCAGAUCCUCGGCCCUGUGGGUGUCUGUCUUCCACCACAGGAUCUCCAGGAUCUCACCCUUGGCUGGUUCUGGGUGCUCCAUAGCUUCAGGUUCUCAGAACCACCUUUAAUGUGCAGAAAGAAAAACCCAUAUCUUUCUUUGCAGUCAGAGGGCAUCUCAUGGGUGUGUCUUCCCUGUGCACUGUCUUCAGCUGGGAGGGAGUGAGCUCGUACCAGACCUUCUGCUCUGAGUCAAGAGCAGAGCAGGCCUCACAUAGCACAGAGGGAACAUCACGGAGCCCUAGCGUCAGAUGGUUCUGGGCUCUGACCGGGUGACUUCGAGUAGGUACUGAACAUCUCCAAGCCUCUGUCUUCUCUCUGGAAUGGGGUAUUUUGUGUGGAUUCACUAGGAUACUGUUAUUCCUCCAGGGAGAUACCAUGGCUACUUAGUUAACACAGUGGCUUCAGGCUCCUAAUGUUUGUAAUCAUCCCCCCCCGCCAAUUCUGUUUGGAAAGCUGAGUCCUGUUUUCUGCUGGAGGCACCCAUGUCCUACCUCCUGCUACAGGUCGCUGAUGGCAGGGGAGUGCCUGGGCUGAGCUCUGGCCUCCUGGUGGUCCAUGGGGCCGCCUGUGACAAUAUGUCCCUCCUCUGUCCCACCCAAGUGUAUCUGUGGAUCAGACCAGGCCCUGGAUGAAGCCUGGGUGCUGAAAACCGUCAAGGCAGGCUCACUAGAGAAGCUGGUGGAGCACCUGGUGCCCGCCUUCCUAAAGGGUGACUUCUCCUACAUCAAAAUCUUCCUGGGAACCUACAGAAGCUACGCCACAGCCCAGCAGGUCCUAGACCAGCUGUUCCAAAGGUAUGGAUGUAACCAGCCCUCUUCUGCCGGUGACAGUGAACCCCAGGACCAGCUGAAAGGCGCCAUCUCUUUUAUCCUGGGCACAUGGCUGAAGGACUACUCAGAGGAUUUCGAUCAGCCCCCGUACUUCCCCUGCCUAAAGCUCGUGGUGGAGUAUGUGCAGGUGAACAUGCCAGGCUCACAUCUGGAGCACCGUGCCCAACUUCUCUUGGCCCAGCUGGAUCAGAUGGACAUCACUGAGGCAGAGCCAGAGGGUGAGGAGGACUGGGCAUGCCUGCAUGUGAGCUUGUGAAGGGGACAUGGGAAGACCCCCAGAGGCUGGGGCUAAGCCAGAGCUCAGAGUAACUUCAGAGCCUCCUCUGGUGGACCACAGUCUGGGAAGGCUUCCUGGGGUGGAAAUCUUGGGAUUGGGCUUCUCUUCACGACAAUGGGAUAUUUUGCAUCAUUGGAAAGGCAGCCAUGUUGGUGAACCUUUCUCCUCUUGCAGCUCCAGAUCCGGGGCCAGUCCCACUUGUAAAAGUAGCUCGGGGUCUACCUUUGCCCCAACGACCAUCUCCAGGACUGUCUCCUGGGGUACAUCCUGCUCCGGUACCAGCAUCGGAGCUCUAUAGCAAACUAUCUAUUACAUUACCAGCUGCAGCGCCAGCACCAGAUGGAGAGCCAGCUGGAACGGUGGAUUUCCAUCCAGGGUCGCCUCCAGAACCGACUGCUGGACCACUGGCUGAUGUCAGUCCUGCUCCUGCUGCAACACUGGAGCUCCAUAAAACACUGGCUAGUCCAUCACCAGCUCCAUUGCCGGCACCAGAUGAAGAGAUGGCUGGAGGGCUGGAUUGUUAUCCUGGGCCACCUCCGGAACCGGCUUCUGUACCACCUGGUGAGGUUGAUCCUACUUCUGCUCCAACAAUGGAACUCCAUACAGGACCAGCUAUUCCAUCACUGGCUUUUGUGGUGGCACCUGAUGAAAAGCCAGCUGGAUGGUCGGAUUCUUAUCCUGGGCCACCUCCAGAACCGACUACUGGACCAGUGGCUGUUGUCGAUCCUUCUCCUUCUUCAACACCGGAGCUUGAUGUAGCCCAGGUCCUCCCCCAGCUCCGUCACCAGCGUCAGAUGGAGAGCCAGAUGGAGAGGUGGAUUCCCACCCUGGACCACCUCCAGAACCAGAUCCUGGGUCACCAGCUGAAGUCAAUUCUGCUCCUGCUCCAACGCAGGAGCUCAACAGAGCAGCAGCUAUUCCAUCACCAGCUUCAGCUCUGGCAGCAGAUGGAUAGCCCACUGGAGGUUCAGAUUCUUAACCUGGGACACCUUCAGAGCCGGUUCCUGGACCACCUGGUGGUGUCGAUCCUGGUCCUGCACCGACACCGAAGCUCCAUAGAGCAUCACCUAUCCCCUGACCAGCUUCUACACUGGCACCAGGUGGAAAGCCCGCAGGAGAGCUGGAUUUUUACCCUGGGCAACUUCCAGAACAGACUCCAGGACCACUUCCUGAGUCAGAUCCUGGUCUUGCAGCAACAUUGGAGCUGGGUACAACAACAGGUCAUCUGUCACCAAGUUGAGCACUGGCCCAUGACAGAGAGCCUGCUGGAAGAUCAGAUUCUCUUCCUGGGCCAACACCAUAACCGGCUCCUGGACUGCCUGGUGAGGUCCAUCAUGCUCCUGGACUAAAACAGCAGCUCCAUAGAGCACCAUCACCAGCUCCAGCGCUGGCACCAAGUGAAGUGCCAGCUGGACAGUCAGAUUCUUAUCCUGGGCUACAUCCAGAACUAGAUUCUGGACCACCAGCUAAUGUCAAUCCUGCUCUUGCUCCCGCACCAACACUGGAGCUUAAUGUAGCCCACACCCCUCCAUCUCCAGCUCUGGCCCAGGUAUCAGGAGAAGAGCCUUUUGGAAGCCUAGAUUCCCAUCCUGGUCCACCUCCAGAAAUGUUUCCUUGACUACCUGCUGAUGAUGAUCCUGCUUUGUAGUGCACCGGCUAUUCCAUCAUCAGGUUGAGCAGUGGCACUAGACAAAGAGCAAGCUGGAGGGUCAGAUACCUAUCCUGGGCCACCUGCAGAAAUGGUUCCUCUACCACCUGCUGAUAUCGAUCCUGAUCCUGCACCAACACUGAGCUUAUCGUAGGCACAGGUCUUCCUUCUCCAGCUUCACCACUGACACUAGAUGAAGAGCCAGCUGGAAGGGUGGAUUUCCAUCCUGGGCCACCUCCAACUGACUCCCAGAUGAACAGCUCUAACACUGGAGCACUACAGACUAUUAAGUCCUCUGUCUCUAGCUCUGCCUUGGGCACCAGAGGCUGAGCCACUGGCCGCGUCUCCUCCACAGCAGCUCCUCAUUCACAACCAGGGAACAUGGCUCCAGAACCAGACCCUUUCUUCUCCUCACCUGUGUGGGUAUAUUUUUGGUUUUGUUAUAGUAUUUUUCCAGCACAAUUUAUACUUUAUGCUAUUUUAACUGGUAGGUUUUCAUUAAAUAAAGUGUUAUCUUAAUAGUUUUAAAGUGCGUAAUAUAAUGGCUCUGUGUACUUUCACAAUCCUAUUCAC
Loxodonta africana (African savanna elephant) is the source of this 3914-nucleotide messenger RNA. RefSeq names its product ral guanine nucleotide dissociation stimulator-like. The record is from RefSeq and is a predicted model, not a curated record. Lineage: Eukaryota; Metazoa; Chordata; Mammalia; Proboscidea; Elephantidae. The coding region runs from base 1142 to 1672 and encodes 176 amino acids. The transcript is spliced from 3 exons.